This is a messenger RNA of Lasiosphaeria miniovina, 1215 nucleotides long. RefSeq lists its product as uncharacterized. The coding region runs from base 1 to 1215 and encodes 404 amino acids. Gene Ontology annotation, cellular component: cytoplasm. Lineage: Eukaryota; Fungi; Ascomycota; Sordariomycetes; Sordariales; Lasiosphaeriaceae. Gene Ontology annotation, biological process: nuclear-transcribed mRNA catabolic process, non-stop decay; nuclear-transcribed mRNA catabolic process, no-go decay; RNA surveillance. The transcript has a single exon. The record is from RefSeq and is a predicted model, not a curated record.
AUGCGAUUUGUCUCAAAGAACCAGCGGCUGGAAGCCAUUGACGGCGAGACGGGUGUGGCCCUGCUGCCUGUCGAACCCGAGGACAUGUGGCAUGCGCACAACCUGAUCGCCAUUUCCGACACAGUCAAGGCCCACGCGGUCCGCAAAGUCACGAAGACGUCAAGCACGGGCUCGACCAUGUCGGAGCGGGUGCACACCGACCUCACCAUCCGAGUCACGUCGACCUUCUUCGACCCGGCGGCAUCGUCGCUCCACGUCUCGGGUACCGUCGUGCACGAGAACGCGUGGGUCAACGUUGGCCAGUACCACACGCUCGACCUCGAACUCAACCGCCCCUUUACAAUAUGGAAGAGCAACGGAUGGGACUCGGUGGCCAUGCAGACGCUCGCCGAGGCGGUCAACGACGACAAGCCCGACGCCGUGGUGGCCGUUGUCAUGCACGAGGGGCUCGCCAACAUCUGCCUCAUCACCGACUUCCGGACCGUCAUCAAGCAGCGCGUCGAGAGCAACAUACCCAAGAAGCGGUCGCAGGCGCAGGACACGGCGGGCGGCAUGACGGCCUUUUACGAGAAGACGCUGUCUACGCUGCUGCGCGCCGUCGACUUCAGCAACCCGCGGCCGAUGCUGCUCGCGAGCCCCGGGUUUGUCGCCCAGGACUUCCGCGCCUACAUGCAGAGCGAGGGCGCCAAGCGCGCCGACAAGCGGCUGCAGCGCAUCGCCAAGGACGCCGUCGUGGUGCACUCGAGCACCGGCUACGUGCACAGCCUCAACGAGAUUCUCAAGAGCCCCGAGGUGCAGGUGACGAUGCGCGACAAGAAGUUCACGACGGAGACGGCGCUGAUGGACCAGUUCUACGAGCGCCUGCGCAAGGACGACGGCAGGGCGUGGUACGGCGCGAAGCCCGUGGCCAAGGCGGUGGAGGAGGGCGCCGUGGGCCGCGGCGGCGGCGUGAUCCUGAUCAAUAACUCUUUCUUCAGGAGCCUCGACAUCCCGACGAGGAAAAAGUAUGUCGCCCUGGUGGACAGAGUCAAGGACGACGGCGGCGAGGCAAAGUUGCUCAGCAGCGACCACGAGAGCGGGCAGCGACUGGAUGGGCUGGGCGGGAUCGCCGCGAUAUUGACAUAUCCCAUCUACGACCUUGACGAAGACGAGGAAGAGGACGACGGGGAGGAGGGCGGCGGAUCAGCAGACGGAGGAGGAGUCGCCGUAAUAUAA